Morus notabilis is the source of this 1606-nucleotide messenger RNA. RefSeq names its product protein odr-4 homolog. The record is from RefSeq and is a predicted model, not a curated record. Bases 53 to 1528 code for a protein of 491 amino acids. NCBI's taxonomy places the organism in Eukaryota, Viridiplantae, Streptophyta, Magnoliopsida, Rosales, Moraceae. Gene Ontology annotation, biological process: intracellular protein localization. The transcript has 11 exons. Gene Ontology annotation, cellular component: endomembrane system.
UCGUUGGUUUCGCCGAGUAAAGAUCAAUUGGAAUCGCUCCAAGCUUCCAACAAUGGUGAAAGCGGUCGUUGGAGAGGAAUCGCACCUCAAACUUGCCGAAGAUCGUCUCGCCCAAUCCGCAAUUCCUGCUCAGGUAGGACUGGUGAUCGGCAAACUCAGCUCGAAUCUUGACAGAGGCUUCGUGUUCGAUUUGGUCCCGACCCCAGUUAACGAUGCCGGAGUGCCUGCUUGUUCUCUUCUCGAACCUUCCAAGGACGACAAGAAGAAGGGAUCCAAAUCCAAAUCUCAGGCCACUGAUUCUUCCUCUUUGGUGGUCGACAAUGAUUGGGUAGCAGAACACGCUCGUCAGGUCUCCAGAAUGUUGUUGGGUGGCAUGAAGGUUGUCGGAAUUUAUGUGUGGGUUGGCGAUAGUGCAUUCAAGAAUUCAACCAUUAUGCUUUGCCAGACUGUAAAGGCCGUUGCAGAUGCAGCAUCACUCUCAGACACUGACUUGGACGAAAGAAUUCUUAUUCACAUCUGUUACAGUCCAAGGAGGUGGACAUGUCGAAAUUGCUCAUUGGCUUCAAAUAUUACUUCAAGCAAUCUACGACCUUGCGACUUUAAAAUGGGAAAGGUCUUAAAUUCUCUUCAAACGUUUAAGUGCAUGUACAACUUUGAUCUUAGAUUGCCCAUAUACAAGAAUGCAUCAAAUGUCCGAACCUUAACUGAUGUUCUUCGUCAUGUGAUUUCUAUUCAUGCCAAAGAGCUAAAAAGUGCAAAAGCCGUUAUCGAUGGAAAUUUGGUUGUUAAUGAUGAGCCAUGUACAUCAGAUGGUUUGCAUGAAGUUGAAUUGCUUCUACCAUUCAUGAAAAAUGCUUCAACUGAAGGCAACCAAAAAGAAGUCACUGGUGUUAUUGCUUUUAGUGGCUCUGUGUGUUCUUAUGCAUACUUAAACUCAAAAGAACCAAUUUCACAAGCCGUUGCCCAAAUAAAGGAAGAUAUUAUCCUCAGCCUGCAAAGUAGACUAGAUAUCAUCUGUGAUGAGGCAGAUGGAGACACAGGUCCAAGUGAUGCUGAAAUCAAGGAAGCAAGCGAUGGAAUGUCGACGGAAAAUCCUGUUUCCCAACUUUCGAUACACUUAUUAAGAAAAACUUGCAACGUUUCAUUUCCCAGAAGAGUCUUUAUUCCUUGGUUGGCGGGCAUGCUUGUAUGUGACUAUCUACAAUCAUCCGAGACGCUUGAGGUGCUAAAAGAUCAUUGCAAAGAGUUGUUAUCCAUGGAAACUACACUUGAUAGCUUGACAAUAUUGGAACCUGAGGUAGAAGCGCCUACUUUAAUUGCAAGAUCUUUUUGGGAUGUGGCUGCACCGCUCGGCCCGGCAUCCUCUUCUUCUUCAAAUAGUAGUAGUCCACUUGAGACACAUAGAGGGGAAACUGGUGCCAAAACAAUUAAGUCUGCUAAUGUCAACAUCUUACUCGCUGCUUUCUUCCUUCUACUGUCUGUUAUUGUUGGAUUUGUUCUAUUGCAGUCAAAACAUCAUAAUUCGUGAAUGAGGCCUCAGUUAUUAAUCAAAGGGGUUAAGGUUGUGUUAUUUGUGUAAUCUUCUAAAAAUUGAUUUUUGGUUGAA